AUGAGGUGGAAUAUAGGCUCAUCAUCUACUUCUAAUCAAACACUCAUUGAUCCCUCAUCAUCACUACCGAGCGAUCAUCCAUCCAUUUCCUCCUCAUCAUCCUCAUCAUCUGGUCCAUCCAAUCAACCACCUGCACAAUGUCCAAUGCAUCAAUCCACUCCCACUUCUGUAGUCAAGGAAACCAGUAAAUCGGGGAUGGCUAAAUGUCCAAUUGAUCAUGAUAAUCUUGAUCCUAAGAUGAAUCCAUUAAAUAAUAUACCAGCGAAUCUAUCAUUACAUAAACAACCUGAUCAAAAAUUAGAUCUACCAACAGACAGAACGACGUCAACUAUCCCCCGACCAAAAGGUGAGAACCCAGGUGGAGAAGGAUACGGUACGGGGUCAACAUGGGAUUACCCUUCUCCACAACAGUUUUAUAAUGCAUUGGUCAGAAAAGGAUGGGAAACGCCAGAAGAUUCAGUUGAAGUCAUGGUUGACAUUCACAAUUUCUUAAACGAGAGAGCUUGGCAAGAGGUCAUGAGAUGGGAAAAAAGAUUACCUGGCGGUGAAAAUGCACAAUUGGCUCGAUUCACAGGUCGACCAGGUGAAUUAUCACCUAAAGCAAGAAUGCAUUUACUAUUUGGUAAAUUCUUCCCAUCGAGUUUCAACACCGAACCACCAUUCGAUAGACAUGAUUGGAUCGUAACGCGACCCGUUGAAACAUCGACCAAAAUUCCAAAAGAAGAGACAUCAACAAGAUACGUGAUAGAUUAUUAUUCUGCUCCACCUGAUGAAGAUGGAAAUCCAGUAUUCUCAUUGGAUGUAAGACCUGCUCUCGACACAUUCGAAAGUAUUUCGGAGAGAGUCAAAGUUGGAAUUGAAGAUUGGAGAAAAGGUACUUCGGACCAGUAA
Kwoniella shivajii is the source of this 891-nucleotide messenger RNA. RefSeq lists its product as uncharacterized. The transcript is spliced from 3 exons. Gene Ontology annotation, biological process: cytochrome c-heme linkage. Gene Ontology annotation, molecular function: holocytochrome-c synthase activity. Gene Ontology annotation, cellular component: mitochondrion. The record is from RefSeq and is a predicted model, not a curated record. Bases 1 to 891 code for a protein of 296 amino acids. Lineage: Eukaryota; Fungi; Basidiomycota; Tremellomycetes; Tremellales; Cryptococcaceae.